Molecule: messenger RNA, 2708 nt
Organism: Panicum virgatum (switchgrass)
Lineage: Eukaryota; Viridiplantae; Streptophyta; Magnoliopsida; Poales; Poaceae
Product: zinc finger MYM-type protein 1-like
Exons: 3
Coding region: 93-2675 (860 amino acids)
Molecular function (GO): protein dimerization activity
Source: RefSeq, a predicted model, not a curated record
UCCCUGGUGGUUUCUCCUCCUCCAAAUUAGAGUACUAUGAUGUAUUGAUGUUAGAGUAAUAGAGUCAAACUGUCAAUUUUUCAGAUUUGAGGAUGAAGAGGCAUAGGUCGAUUAGAUCUUUUUUUUCUCCGGCUGUAACACCGGUUAUGCCAACACAGUCACAAAUAAAUACCAACCUAAAUCUUUCUGAAGAGGUAGAAACCGGUGCUAGUAAUAUCCCAAAUGAUGUCCUUACUGAAAUGAGUGUUGAUGCUCCUGUUGAACCUCCUGUUGAGGGCAGUCCCCUGGUUGAGGAGAUCCAACCUCCUAGCAACGAUCCCUUGCCUACCACUACCAAUGCAGCAAUAGAGUUUGAUCCUACAGAAAUAGGUGUUGAUCCUGGGCUUCGAAAACCAAUUGAGGAGUAUGACAUAAACAUUAGAGAUAUUGUCAGAAGAGAAUAUUUGUUAAGGGGUCCAUGUCAACCAAUUGGUUAUGUAUAUCCAAAAAAGAUACAGAGUGGUCGACAAAGAUGCUUCCUUGAAUCAUGGUUCAAAAAAUAUUCUUGGUUAGAAUAUAGUGUUAACGAAGAUGCAGCUUUCUGUUUUUACUGUUACCUUUUCAAGCAACCAAGACGCGGUGAUAAUUUUGGUGGUGAUGCUUUCACAACUGAGGGGGUUAGUAAUUGGAAAAAUGCAACACAAAUAUUUAGAGAACAUGUGGGUAAAGUUGAUAGCCUGCAUAAUUGCGCUAGACAGCAUUGUGAGGAUUUUAGAAACCAAAGGCAAAGUGUGGACAAUGUGAUUCAGAAAAUAACCAAAGAACAACGGGAGGAAUAUUUAGGUCGGCUCACUGUGAUAUUGGCUAUUGUGAGAUUCCUUUUAUUGCAAGGUCUUGCCUUCCGUGGACAUGAUGAGUCUAGUACCUCUUCCAAUAAGGGAAACUUUCUUGAAUUGAUUGAUUGGUUGAAAAUGAGAGAUGAAGGUGCCAAAAUCUUACUUGAUAAUGCUCCUGGAAAUAAUUUAUUGACUUCACCAUUUAUACAAAAAGAUAUGUGUGAAGCUUGUGCCAAACUGACAACUAAAGUCAUUUUGGAUGACAUUGGGGAUAAAAAGUUCUCUAUUCUUGUUGAUGAGUCUCGCGAUGCAUCUAUCAAGGAGCAAAUGGCUGUUGUUUUGAGGUAUGUGAAUGAUAAAGGUCAUGUGAUUGAGAGAUUUCUUGGUGUUCAACAUGUUCCGGACACAACAUCAGCGGCACUAAAGGGUGCUUUGGAUGCUAUGCUACUUGCUCAUGGUUUAUCUAUGCAUAACAUACGAGGACAAGGAUACGAUGGGGCAUCAAACAUGAGAGGUGAAUUCAAUGGGCUACAAAGAUUGGUACUAGAUGAAAAUCCCUAUGCCUUUUAUAUACAUUGCUUUGCCCAUCAGUUACAGUUAGUGGUUGUUUCAGUUGCUAAGUGUUGUUCAUCUGUCACGGAUUUCUUCAACUACACCACUUUAAUUGUUAACACUGUCAAUGCAUCUUGUAAGAGACAUGACCAAUUGGCCCAGGAACAUCAUGAUAAUCUAGUGAGAGGAUUAGAAAAUGAUGAAAUUUUUUCUGGGAGGGGGAAAAACCAACAAACAAAUAUUGCAAGACCUGGGGAUACUCGUUGGGGAUCACAUCAUAAAACUUUGUGCCGUCUUCAACUCAUGUGGCAAGCAGUGUUAGAGGUGUUAGAGAAUAUAUGUGAUGAUGGCCCAACAUCAACAACAAAAACUUGUGCAGCGGGUUUGCUAAAACAAAUGGAGAGUUUUGAAUUUGUGCUCAUUAUGCAUCUUAUGAUAAAAGUACUGGGUAAGACUAAUGAUUUGUCACAAUGCUUGCAAAGGAAGGACCAAAAUAUAGUUCAUGCUGUAGCAUUGAUUGGAGCCACAUUACAGAAGGUGAAAGACCUUAGAGAACAUGGUUGGGAAGAGAUAUUUGAAGGUACAAAAAGAUUUUGUGCCAAGCAUAACAUCAUAGUGCCAAAUAUGUUGGAUACAACUGUUGCAAGGGGUCGUUCGAGGGGUCGUGGAGGCCAGCUAGUAACUUACCAACAUCAUUUCCAUCAUGAAAUCUUUAAUGUGGUACUUGACCAACUUAUUGUGGAGUUAAACAAUCGCUUUGGUGAAAGAUCUACACAAUUGUUGAAAUGCAUUGCAUGCCUUGAUCCUAGGAAUUCUUUUGCCAACUUUGAUAUAAGUAAGUUAGUUGAGCUUGCUUCAAUAUAUGAUGCCGACUUUAAACCAUAUGAUCUGAUAUUGUUGGGAGAGCAACUUGAGACAUUCAUUCAUGAAGUAAGAAAUGAAACCAAAUGGUCAAGUUGUAAUGACCUUGGUAAGAUUGCAGAGUUGAUGGUUGACACUGGAAAAGAUGGGGAUUUAGAUUUGGUUUAUCGUCUUAUUGAGUUGGUUUUGAUAUUGCCGGUGGCAACUGCAUCUGUAGAAAGGGCCUUUUCAGCUAUGAAUAUCAUCAAAACUGAGUUACGGAAUAAGAUGGCUGAUGAUUGGCUAAAUCACCGCAUGGUGUGCUAUAUUGAGAGAGAUAUAUUUACUGCCAUUGAAAACGAUAAGAUAUUAAUGCACUAUCAAGAUAUGCGAAAGCGCAGGAUUCAACUACCUCAUUCGAGUGUAGCUUCUACCUCUGGACUUGGAUCAAUUGCUGAAGAAGAAUAAAUAUAUUACUUCGCGAUGGCGUUUUUUUGUAUG